This is a messenger RNA of Setaria italica (foxtail millet), 3114 nucleotides long. RefSeq names its product transcription initiation factor TFIID subunit 1. The transcript has 4 exons. Gene Ontology annotation, biological process: RNA processing; mRNA 5'-splice site recognition. The coding region runs from base 136 to 2955 and encodes 939 amino acids. Gene Ontology annotation, molecular function: RNA binding. NCBI's taxonomy places the organism in Eukaryota, Viridiplantae, Streptophyta, Magnoliopsida, Poales, Poaceae. The record is from RefSeq and is a predicted model, not a curated record.
CCAAGCCCCAAUCUCCUCCGCCUUUGUCAUUCUUAACCGAAACCCUAGAACUGCUCCGCCGAGCUUCCGAUCCCCAGAGUCGCCGCCUCGGGGAAAAAGCGGAAGGCCGAGGAAGCCGGUAGCCACACCUCAACUAUGGAUCUGGAGAUAGUGGGUCGGCACGCCCUACUGUUUGACGACGACGCGACGGCGGAGGUCGUCAACUCCGGCGGCUCCCUCGUCCCUUGGGCGGCCAUCGGCGCGGCGGACCUCCUUCUCGACCGCCACGAUGUCCGCCACCUCCUAGAUUGUGUGCCCCCUCGACCGCGCCGUGCCUACUCCGCGGCCAUCCUAUACGUCCCCUCCUCCGACGGCGUCUCGGAGGCGGAGCUCGAUCGCGAGCGCUACCUCGACCUCCCCGACGCCGAUGGCGACGGCGAAGACGAGGGUUCCGGAGAUGCGGCCCCCUCAGGAAAUGGGACAGAUACCAGACAGAGUGAUUGUAGUUCUGUUCCUUUCUCAUAUGGGAGUUCUGCUGGUUCAGACGAUCCAAAUUCAUUGGGAUCGUAUUAUCGCCCAUCAUUUUAUGUGCCAGACAGCUUGUUGAAUAAGCUGCCUCCUUCUGAGAAGGCACAUCAGAUAAUUGCAAGAACGGCUUUAUUUGUCAGUGAACAUGGGGGGCAGUCAGAGAUUGUGUUAAGGGUGAAGCAGGGAAAUAAUCCUACAUUUGGAUUCUUAAUGCCUGAUCAUAAUCUCCACAGCUACUUCCGGUACCUUGUUGAUCAUCCUCAACUGCUGAAAGAUGGUGCUGAUUCUUUUGACACAAAUAAAGGCAAUAAAAUUGUUGAGGGUGAGCACGCUUCAUCUGGCGGGGCCUUAUCAUUGCUUGGGACUGCAUAUGACUCAGGAGAUGAGGAUGAAGGCACACUUCUGCCUACUUCAAAAGGCACGGAUCCUGGAAAUAGCAUGACACCUGAUGCUCUGGGACAUGUAAAACCUGCAUCCACUAUACCUGAUAACAAAGAACUUGGGAAAAAUCAGAAUGCAUUCUCAGAAGCAGCAGCUUCAGUUAAGAGCAAACCAAUAUUGGCAAAGAAGAAUCCAGCGCUUACUGGGAACAUCAUUGUUGCUGCUCAGCAGGAAGAGGUUAAAGAUGCAAUUACAGCAUCAACUACUGCCAAGUCACAAAUCACCAAUUCAGGCUUGUCUGAAACAAAAGAAAUGAUCCUUGAACCACCAUCUUUCAUGAAGCGCACGAUGGAGAAAAUAGUUGAAUUUAUUCUGACAAAUGGGAAGGAGUUCGAGGCAAAACUCAUUGAGCAAGACAAAACUACUGGGAGGUUCCCGUUUCUCCUGUCAUCUAAUCCAUACCACUCUUAUUAUCUCAGAUUCCUCCAGGAAUCACAAGAGUCCAAGUCACAUGGUAGAAGUCCUGAUCGCAAUGACAGAAGAGGUUCUUCUGACCGAAGGGACAGAAGAAGUUCUUCCGAACGCGACGACAGAAGAAGCUCUCGUCAGCACAACGACAGAAGCUCCCGUGAGCUCAAUGACAGAAGAAGCUCUCGUGAGCGUGACAACAGAAGAAGCUCUCGUGAUCGUGACGACAGAAGCUCUCGUGAUCGUGACGACAGAAGCUCUCGUGAUCGUGACGACAGAAGAAGCUCGAUGGAGCACAAAGGCAGCAGUUAUGGCAAGGAAGAAACCAGAAGCAAUGCACGACCAACUACUGGCAUGGUCUCCAGUGCUUCUGACGGAAGCUCAGCUGGGCCAUCAGAGAAGCAGUUGUAUGAUCAACAAGGGAAGAAGGGUAUAUUCCAUCCUGUUCGUGGGGUCAAAAAGGAACCUCCUCGGAGGGUCACUGCAGAUGAAGCUGCUGCUAUUGUAAUGGAGGCUACUCGUGGGCUUGGUGCUGCCAAUGACUCACUUAACACCAUAAAAGGAAAGAAGGAAGAUAUUCACAUCCGCGGUAGUAAUGAUCAUUCUUCCAGCUUUGGAAGUUUCUCAUCUUUACAGGACCGAGAUGCACUGUCGAAACACAUUUCAAAUAGUGAGGCAGAUACUUCACUUACAAGUAGUGGACAGGUUAAAAAGGAAGGUUUUGGAAUUAUUGAUGAUGAUUGGAUUGCAAACACUAUUGCGAAAGCUGCUGCUGUUGCAGCUUCCAAAGAGGCAGAUUCUUCUGAAGCUUCCAUGACCAAGGAGCAGAAGCUGAAAGCUGAGAGGCUACGGCGUGCAAAGAUGUUUGCUGCAAUCGUUAAGGGUGGAGGAAACAAGAUGAAUGAUUUGGCUGCAGUAUCUGAUCAAACGGAUGAACCUUCAGAGGCCACACCUGCUGAUAUAAAUGCCUCUGGACUUGAUGCACCACCUGAGGCUAAGGAACGUGAAGGUAGCUCUGCUCCGUUUGAAUUUGAUGUUUCAAACGUGACAAAGGAGAAAGACACUGAUGAUGAACAGAACAGAGUGCGGAAGUAUAGAAAGAAACAUCACAAAGAGUCCGAUGAGGAGAAAGAUGAAUCAGAAGAAAGCUAUAAGCACUCGAGGAAGAGGCACCGUUCGGAGCAUUCAAGAGGGCAUAGUAAGGAUGCCCACAAACAUAAGCACAAGAGGCACUCCAAGGACCGAGAAUCCGGACAUCGUAGGCACCGGCAUAGCUCUUCAGAAGAUGAGCAUGAGCAUCGGAGUUCCAAGUCAAGGAAUAGGCACAGGGAUGAUGAUCGCUACUCAGAUGAUGAAGAGCAUAACAGGUCACGUAGGCACCAGAGGGAACAUCGCUCUGGUUCUAAACGGAAACACGAGGAAGAGCAAGAUCAGAGUGAACAGACUCAAGGUCGCUUAGAAGUAUCCCCGAGCACAUCAGGUGCUAAGCUUGAAUCAGACAAGCGACCUGGUGACACUGCUCAAUCGUCUCAGGGAGUAACUGAAGUGCCGAGUGAGCUGAGGGCCAAAAUCAGAGCGAUGUUGCUAGAGACACUUUAAAACACUUCAAAAUUUUGUUCUCGGCAAUGUAACCUUAGACCUCUGCUUCAAGUCUCUGUCCUGUAGCCUACUUGCACUAUUGUAUUUGGUUCAAGUUUUCCUAUUAUGCUCUCAAUGGCCAUUUUAUCUUAAUGCGAAGAUGUAAACGUGGUUUCGACU